Molecule: messenger RNA, 4738 nt
Organism: Oldenlandia corymbosa var. corymbosa
Lineage: Eukaryota; Viridiplantae; Streptophyta; Magnoliopsida; Gentianales; Rubiaceae
Source: the annotation of a GenBank genome assembly
AAAUCACAAUGUGUGAACUCGAUGUGUCCCAAAAUUAUUGUCCAGUUUGAAAUUUCAUUUUUAGUGCAAUUUGAACUAGAAAUGAAAAUCCAAAUUGGAUAAUAAUUCUGGGACGAAGGGAGUAUAAUUUUUAUAUGGGACAGGACACAGGACAGUUCAUGUCUUAACCUUUUCUCGUAAUUGAAGAACCAUUAGCACAUACGUAUAGAUAUGUUGUAGUUGUUAGUCACAUUUAUAUUGCUCCACUUUGUCUUCUUCCUUUUCUUUUCUUUUCUUUUAUUUUAUUUUUUCCUUCAGUUCAGUUUUCCUCCUCCUGGACAACACAAUUGCUCUUCCAGCAUUUGGCUCUAAUUUCAGGUAUUGAUCAUUUACUUGAUGAAGGUCAACUCUUGAUUGUUUUGUUUUUAGAGGGUCUUAAAAUUUAGAUUCAUUUUUCUUCUUCUUACUCAUUUUUCAGGUAUUAAUCACCUCACUUCUCAGCUGCAAGCUUAGAGUGUAGUUCUUCUUUUUUCACUUGCUUUAGUGGUUGUGAACUCUUCGAGAUUAUGUUGAUUAAAACUUGAUUGCAACUUUUCUGCCUAAACCAGAACUUGUUGAUUGAGUGGUUUUGCAGGAAGAAAUUAUGGCUCAGAUUUUGCUCCAUGGGACUCUUCAUGCCACUGUUUAUGAGAUAGAUAAGCUGCAUAGUAAUUUUGGUCUGAACCUUGUACAUAAGGUAAACCAUUAAACCUUAUUGUUGUUCUCAGUUGUAAGUGAAGUUAAACAGGCUGUUCUACCUUUCUUUUACUCAAGACCUUUCUGAUAUCCAGAUCAUAAACAUGUACUUGUUGUCUGGUCUAAGGUGAUCCUUAAUACAAGCUCUGACAGAGUUCAGAUUUUUUGUAGCUUGGUUUCACAUAUGUCAGUUGAAAAAAUGUGGAGUGGAAAGACAAAAAAUUGUGAAGUCCUUUUGUUUGCUUUUCACAUACUAUUCUUUUGGAGUUAAAGGAUCAAAGUAAGAAUUAGCAAUAAAAGAAGGUUAUGGAUUAAAGGUUUCAACUAGUUAGUUGGAGCACAGAAGCAAAGCUCUAUUCUGGUCUGCUGAUACUAUGUUUCUGCAAACUUAUCUCUGGUUCUGAUUGAAUCAAGAACUUUUCCGGUUUGAGGGCUCUAGUGUUAAAGACUAGAAAGUUUCAAAUCUGGAGAGAUCAGUGCUGCAUAAGAUUAGUACAAUGGAGUUUACGAAGUAGCGAUCUCUUGGUUUUUCAUUUGGCUUCUCAAUUGCUUUGAGAUAUACUAAUCUGACUUCAUUCAACUAAAUACUGGACAGCCUAGCUUUCUUUAUUAAAUUCUUUUCCUUAUACCUCCUUUAUCAAUUUUUUUUUCUGUUGGACGAGCAAUUUCUUCUGUUUUAGCAUUUGUGUUUAUCCGCAUAUUUACAGUAAAAUCAUAUGGUUCAUCUGAUCUGCUCAUUGGAGUGUCUUUGUAAAUGGAACUCUUGAUGAAAUGGCUCUGCCUGAAGCCUUUUCAUGGCAUAUGAGAAACUUUUUGUUACCUUUUUCGGUUAUAAUAUCACAAUGUUUUAUCUUUCUUGAAGAGUUGUGUUAUGCAGAAGGGUUCAAUUUCAUUUACUUGCCACUGCUUGGUUAAUGGUUUGGCCUUUAUAUUUCUUCCUAAAAUUAGUCUAUAUCUUCAAAAUCUCCUUCUACUGUUAUAGAUUGUUGGGGGGCUCGAGCAAGCUGUUGGCUUCAAAAACACUGGUUCCAGGCUAUACUCGACAAUUGACUUGGAGAAAGCUCGAGUUGGUCGAACUAGACUACUUGAACAAGCUUCAAAUCCUCGAUGGUAUGAGUCAUUUCACAUAUACUGUGCACACAUGGCUUCAAAUGUCAUAUUCACCGUCAAACUAGACAACCCGGUUGGGGCAGAACUAAUUGGAAGAGCAUAUAUUCCUGUACAAGAAAUCUUGGAAGGUGAAGAAGUGGACACAUGGCUUCCUAUUCUGGACAAUGAUCAUAAGCCUAUCCACGGUCAUUCCAAAAUCCAUGUGAAAGUGCAGUUUUUUGAUGUUACUCGCGAGCGUACUUGGGCUCGAGGUAUCAGAAGUGGAAGGUUUCCGGGUGUUCCAUAUACAUUCUUCAGUCAGCAUGGUGGAUGCAAAGUUACUUUGUACCAGGACUCACAUGUUCCUGACAAUUUCAUUCCUAAAAUUCCUCUUGCUGGUGGCAAAUUCUACGAGCCUCAUCGUUGCUGGGAGGACAUUUUUGACGCCAUCAACAAUGCAAAGCAUCUGAUCUAUAUCACUGGCUGGUCUGUCUAUACUAAUAUCACCUUGAUAAGAGACUCAAGAAGGCCAAAGCCGGGUGGAGACAUGACUUUGGGUGAACUUCUUAAGAAGAGGGCGAGUGAAGGCGUAAGAGUUCUUAUGCUUGUUUGGGAUGACAGAACUUCUGUUGGGUUGCUGAAAAAGGAUGGUUUGAUGGCGACUCACGAUGAAGAUACCGAAGUGUAUUUCCAAGGCAGUGAAGUCCACUGUGUGCUGUGUCCACGCAAUCCUGAUGAUGGGCGGAGCAUAAUCCAGGACAUAGAGAUAGGAGCAAUGUUUACACAUCACCAGAAGAUUGUUGUUGUAGACAGUGAACUGCCUAAUGGGAAUCCAGAAAGGAGGAGGAUUGUGAGUUUCGUUGGCGGUAUUGAUCUUUGUGAUGGAAGAUACGAUUCGCAGUUCCAUUCCCUUUUCAGAACAUUAGACACAGCCCACCAUGAUGAUUUCCACCAGCCUAAUUUUGAGGGUUCCUCGAUUCAAAAAGGCGGUCCAAGAGAGCCAUGGCAUGACAUUCAUUCUAGGCUGGAAGGCCCUGCUGCUUGGGAUGUUCUGUUCAACUUUGAGCAGCGUUGGAGGAAACAAGGUAAAAAGGACUUGCUUGUGGAACUGAGAGAGCUGGAAAGCAUCAUAAUCCCGCCAUCUCCAGUCACGUUUCCAGAUGAUCAGGAAACCUGGAAUGUUCAGGUGUUCCGCUCAAUUGAUGGUGGAGCCGCUUUCGGUUUCCCUGAAGCUCCUGAGGAAGCAGCAAAAUCCGGACUUGUUAGUGGGAAAGACAACAUUAUUGACCGAAGCAUUCAGGAUGCUUACAUCAAUGCAAUUCGACGCGCAAAACAUUUCAUUUACAUUGAGAACCAGUAUUUCCUUGGAAGCUCAUUCUCGUGGUAUUCAAAUGACAUCAAAGAUGAAGAUGUAGGCGCUCUGCAUCUAAUCCCUAAGGAACUGUCUCUCAAGAUUGUGAGUAAGAUUGAGGCAGGGGAGAGGUUUACUGUUUACAUUGUGGUUCCUAUGUGGCCAGAAGGCAUUCCAGAGAGUUCAUCUGUACAAGCAAUACUGGAUUGGCAAAGGAGGACAAUGCAAAUGAUGUAUAAAGACAUUACUGAAGCCCUCCGGUCAAAGGGCAUUGUGGCGAACCCGAAGGAUUAUUUGACAUUUUUCUGCCUGGGUAACAGGGAAACAAAGAAGAGUGGAGAGUAUGAACCUUCUGAGAAACCAGAACCUGAUACAGACUAUUAUCUAGCGCAACAAGCCAGGAGGUUCAUGAUCUAUGUUCACGCCAAAAUGAUGAUAGUUGAUGAUGAAUAUAUCAUUGUUGGAUCGGCAAACAUCAACCAGAGAUCAAUGGACGGCGCGAGAGACUCGGAAAUCGCGAUGGGAGCGUUUCAGCCAUACCAUCUCUCCACCAGGGAACUAGCCAGGGGACAAAUUCAUGGCUUCAGGAUGGCAUUAUGGUAUGAGCAUCUAGGCCUGUUAGACGAUGUAUUCCUCCGGCCUGACAGCCAGGAAUGCAUCCAGAAGGUUAAUCAGAUAGCUCUCAAGUACUGGGAUCUCUACACCAGUGAAAACCUCGAACAUGAUCUUCCAGGCCACCUGCUCGCGUACCCGAUUGGAGUCGCCUCUGAUGGCGAGGUCACCGAGCUUCCUGGAACAGAACACUUCCCGGACACGAAAGCUCGCGUUCUCGGAGGGAAAGUGGAUUACUAUCCUCCAAUUCUCACUACAUAAUAAGCAAGGGGAUUUAUAAAGGCUUUGGUUUGCUUCGAAAAUAAAACUCCUCCUUCGGUUUGGAUGUGAAAGGAGAGCGUUUUUAUAAUAGUGAUGGUAUUGUCAAUUGUAUGCUUGCGUUUUGAAUGUAAUUUCUUGACCUUUGGGGACAACCUGAGAAGCACUCUAGGGUAGACCAAUGUUGGCAGUUCAUCUUUCUGGAGUCGCUCUCUUUGUUCCAUCUUUCUUUCAAACCAUGAAUUCUCAUGAGCUGCUACAUAUCGUCCCUGAUAGCCCAACUUUGAAUGUCAGGUUCAGAUAAGAUCUUCAUCCGGAAACAUCCUCCUGUAAAAUGGAUUUCUAUUAUAAUGAUACUACUAAACCUGGGGACAUUCUAUUGCCAGGGUCAACUUUUUUUAGUACCAUCAAAUACAGUAUACUCCCUCCCUCCGUCCCAUAAUUAUUGUCUAGUUUAAGUUUUCAUUUUCAGUUCAAAUUGUACUAAAAGUGAAAUAUCAAACUGGAAGGCGGUCUACUCCUACCUUGAAUCAAUGUUAGUCCUUAGGCGUUGUUCCUGUCUGGCUUUGGAAACUGGAAUGUAAUAAACCGCAGAAACUUCACAAGAUCUAGCGAAAAUAUGUUUGUUUCGUUUUUUUAGUGUGUGUUUUUAUGUGUUUUUUGUAUUGUGAAUGUAAAAAGAUGUAUUGAAAAUGUAAAAAGGUAUGCUGGGAU